GCACAGGGGACGCGACCAUGUCGGACGGCCGCCUAGCGCCCAGCGCGCGCCAGCUCGGCUCCCUCGCCGGGUCACGCACCUGGAAGGCGUGGGCUGGGAGGAGCACCGGUGCAGACUCGUUCGCCGUGGGAGAUCUUACCGCUGGCCUCGGGCUCGCGCUUCGGCGUUUGGGACGCCGGCGUUUAGGACACCGCUGCUGCCCCAUCUGCUACGACGAGCGAGAGGAUGGCGACGAUGACUGGCACCUUCUGUGGUGCGGCUGCGCCGCCUGCGGGACGUGCAUGCGUCGGUGGGCGCAGACAGCGCUGAGCGAUCGGCAGGGCGCGGCGGUGCCGGCGGUGUCGCGGUCGACGUCCUUCAUCGAGAGGCUCGUGGCCCUGACGUGCCCCGUGUGCACUGCGCCGCUGCGCCCCGCCGAUGCGGUAGACGUCCUCGCGCGUGACGCCUCGCUGCUCCAGGCCUUCGACAAGCUUCUUCGCGACGCGGCGCUGCGCGGUGCGCCCGAUUACCGCCCGUGCCCGCGCGCUGGGUGCAGCGGCGGCGGGUUCGUCGACUGGCGCUGCGUCUCCUCCGUCACGCUCGCGCGCCGCUCGCGCGCGAGCGCCGUCGGACUGCUGCUGCUGGCGGCCGGUGUGACAGUCGGGAGGUGCGCGGCGCUCACCGACCUGGCGGCGGCUCGGGCUCUCGCGCUCUUGUGCGCCGUCGCGCCAGCAAGCGCGCUGCUCGCCUUGGCGGCGGUGCGGUGCGGCAACGCGGCGCGGUCUCUUGUCCCGCUGUCUGUCGAGUGCCCCGAGUGUGGCGGACCCUUCUAG
Emiliania huxleyi CCMP1516 is the source of this 812-nucleotide messenger RNA. RefSeq lists its product as hypothetical. The coding region runs from base 18 to 812 and encodes 264 amino acids. Lineage: Eukaryota; Haptophyta; Isochrysidales; Noelaerhabdaceae. The transcript is spliced from 3 exons. The record is from RefSeq and is a predicted model, not a curated record.